This is a messenger RNA of Paramecium tetraurelia, 1455 nucleotides long. RefSeq lists its product as uncharacterized. Gene Ontology annotation, biological process: protein deubiquitination. The record is from RefSeq and is a predicted model, not a curated record. Gene Ontology annotation, molecular function: cysteine-type deubiquitinase activity. Lineage: Eukaryota; Ciliophora; Oligohymenophorea; Peniculida; Parameciidae. The transcript has 2 exons.
AUGAAUACAGAACAACGCUUUCAACCUAAACUUAGUCGCAUUUUGGAUGUAAAUUACAAAUAGAUCCCAAAUAAAUUUAGAAAGUAGGCUACAUAAAGAAGAAUCCAAUAAAAUAAUCAAUUCGAAACUGAAUCUUAAGGAUUGUUAGGAUUGACCAAUCUAGGAAAUACCUGCUUUUUAAAUUCAUCUAUCUAAGCCUUAUCAAAUACAUAACCACUAACUGAUUAUUUCAUGUCAUAACUCCAUGUGAAAGAGAUAAAUCCUGACAAUCCCCUCUCUAGUUAAGGCAACAUAGUCCAAUCAUUUGCCUAACUCAUUAGACUACUAUGGUAGAAAGUAGAUUAAUAUACUCUUGAGGAAAUAUAGGCUUUGAAACCGACACAAUUCAUAUCAACAAUCGGAAAUUAUAAUCCUAUAUUUGCAGAAGGUACCUAAGAAGAUGCCCAUGAGUUUAUUGCUUUUCUCUUAGAUAUGAUUCAUGAAGAUUUGAAUAGAAUUAAAAAGAAACCUUAUGUAGAAUAAACUAAAUUUACCAAACUCCCAACUAAUGAUGAUGCGCAUCAAGAAUGGACUAAGUAUCUAUCUAGAAAUUAGUCCAUCAUUGUUGAUUUAUUUUAGGGACACAUGCUUGACACCUUAUCUUGCUUAACAUGUAAGUCAUCUAGAUAUUGCUUUGAACCUUUUAUGUAUUUGAGUGUGCCUGUGUUGAGUAGAGAAUGUGAUUUAUUGGAAUGCAUUGAGGAAUUCCUGAAAACAGAAACUCUCACAGGCGAUGAAGGAUGGAAUUGCACCAAGUGUUCAUAAAGAAGAGACAGCAAUAAAAAGAUUGACUUAUGGAGUAUGCCAAACAUUCUGAUAAUACACCUAAAACGAUUUAAAUUUAAUUCUUAAUUCAGAGCUAAAAUCAGGUCAUUAGUCAGGUAUCCUUUAUAGAAUUUAUCAUUUGAAAAUCUUGUUUGUACAAAACAAAUAGAAAAACCAACCUAUGAUCUCUAUGCAGUUAUCAAUCAUAGUGGCACACUAACAUCGGGACAUUACACUGCUUAUGCCAAAAACAGAGAUGAUUUGCAAUGGUAUCAUUAUAAUGACUCUCUAGUAUCACCAGUUUCAUAACCAGAAAAUUAAUCUGAUGCUUACUUAUUGUUUUAUUUUAAAAAUAGUGUUGAAGAAUUCAAAAGGUAAACGCUCGAAGGAGUCAAUGUUAGCUAAUAGCGAAGAUCUAUAAUAAAUACAAUAGUGGUCAAAUAAACCAUGCUUAACGUGCAUUCCCAAUAAUCUAAUAGCAACAUCUCUGAGAAUAAAAGGAACAACAACAACUUUUUUGUUCCAUCUAUUUCAAGUCAAGCUUAAAAAAGAAUGCUGUUUAGAAGAUAAACUAAGCAUUUUCAAAUUGUUAAAGCACAAGAUCAGCCUUCAUUCUAAUAGGACUCUAUCAUAAUAUAGGAAGAAAACUGA